AUGGCUGCGCUGCCCCCUCCUCUGCCCCCACCCCGCCGCCGGCCCCUCCGCCUCCCGGCCGACCCUCCUCCCCGCCACUCACUCCGCGCCGCCAGCGCCCAGCGUGCGGCUCCGGAGCGGCCCGGCUCCGCGCCCGGCGCUGCGCUCCGCCGGCUCCGCGCUGGGAGCCAGCAGGUCUCCGGGAAGCGCGGAGGGUGGGGUGGGAUGCCGGAAUGCCCGGACCGCGGGGCCAAGGCGGCCCCCAUCCAUCAUAAAAUCUCCUUCUCCAUCUUAGACAUCCUGGAUCCCCAGAAAUUCAGCAGAAGACGCGAACCGGCCUCGGGGAGCUGGGGCAGCGCCCCCCGCUCGGGCGAGCGGGAGAAAAGUUUGGGAAGAGUUGAAGUAGGAAAGGACGCUGCUGCUCCCGGCAGCGGGAGGAAUAAACUAGAGGCACAUGAUGCGCACGCCCCGGCGGAGAGCGGCGCCGAGGACGCGGGGCAGGAGCGCGACGAGGAGGACCCGAGCGGGGACGGGACCGGGACCGCGAGCCCGCCCGGGCCGGAGGAGCCGGGCUCGCCGCGGAGCGCCCGGCGGCGGCGGCCGGAGCCGGGCUGCGGGAAGCCGCGGCGGGCGCGCACCGCCUUCACCUACGAGCAGCUGGUGGCCCUGGAGAACAAGUUCCGAGCCACGCGGUACCUGUCGGUCUGCGAGCGCCUCAGCCUGGCGCUGUCCCUCAGCCUCACCGAGACGCAGGUGAAGAUCUGGUUCCAGAACCGCCGCACCAAGUGGAAGAAGCAGCACCCGGGCGCCGACGGGGCGGCCCCCGCAGCAUCCCCCGCGGCGGCGGCGGCGGCGAGCGGCGGCAGCCCCAGCCCGCCGGGCCCCGCAGCUCUGCCCUUCCAGACUUUCCCUUCCUACGCCGCCGCCAACGUGCUGGUGCCGCCGGCCGCCCCCUUCCCGCUGGGCGCCGGCCCCUUCGCACCCUUCCUGGGCCCCGCGUACCUCGGCCCCUUCUACGCCCCGCACCUCUGA
Molecule: messenger RNA, 1011 nt
Organism: Vidua chalybeata
Lineage: Eukaryota; Metazoa; Chordata; Aves; Passeriformes; Viduidae
Gene: NKX1-2
Product: NK1 homeobox 2
Exons: 2
Coding region: 1-1011 (336 amino acids)
Biological process (GO): regulation of transcription by RNA polymerase II; cell differentiation
Cellular component (GO): nucleus
Molecular function (GO): RNA polymerase II cis-regulatory region sequence-specific DNA binding; DNA-binding transcription factor activity, RNA polymerase II-specific
Source: RefSeq, a predicted model, not a curated record